Molecule: messenger RNA, 3426 nt
Organism: Triplophysa rosa
Lineage: Eukaryota; Metazoa; Chordata; Actinopteri; Cypriniformes; Nemacheilidae
Product: codanin-1-like
Exons: 26
Coding region: 1-2952 (983 amino acids)
Biological process (GO): chromatin organization
Cellular component (GO): nucleus
Source: RefSeq, a predicted model, not a curated record
AUGGGGUCUAAACUUGCCCAGCAGACCAGCUCCCCACUGAAACCCCCCCCCAUCACCUGCACUCCAACCAAAACAGUGCACAGACAGGGGUCUAAACUGACCCCUGACCCCCAGACACCUUGCCCUGACCCUGACAAGGUCACACAAACACCAGAGUUGGAUCUGUUAGCGGAGCUGUACUGUACCUGCAUUUCAGGGAACCUGGUUCCAUGUGUGUUCCUGGAGCUGUUCUUUGUGCUGCAACUUUUGACGUCUCGGGGUGUGUCUGUCUCUGAAUCUGCUGAGGAGGGAGUCACUGUGUGUGAACACGGUCUAGAUGUUCUGGAGAAAGCUUACCUGGGAAAUGUCCACAACUGUGUUUAUUUGGCUGUAAGAGUUUUGGAGAAUCAGUUUGAGUUGGUGUCACACCUGGACAAGUGCACUCUACGGCUCCUAUCUGAGAAUGAGAGAGUUGGGGCUUUCUCACCUUCCCUCAGGGAUCGUCUGGCACAAGCUCAGGAGAACUGCACAGCUAAUGCACUGCCCACUCCACCCUUGUUCAUUCAUUCAGUGCCAUUCCAGCCCGCUACAGACAACCGCUCCAACUUCGGCAGUGACAGGUCCUUCCACAUUUUUAAGAAGCAAAGAGAUGUGUUCUACGAGCUGUUGAGAGAAUGGGAGGAUUCUCAUAAUGAACCUGGUUGGAAUUUCGAGGCUGCUUUAGGCAGCAGAGUCAGGACGAUGGUUAGUCAGCUCACAGCAGCAGGCGAUCAUUCUCACUUUGCUCGACUUUUCCAGAAGCAGCUCAUCCAGAUGUGUAAGGGCCCUUGCGUUCUUGGUUCUUCCAAUGACACCCCUGACGCCGAUCUUUUGAGCAUGCUGGGAGCAGACAGCUUGGGUCGCCUGAAGCGACUGCAGCAGCGUCUGGUCCAGCCACAGGGACUCAUUGGUCCCUGCCCUCCACCGUCCUUCCCUGGACACCAGGAGUUCUUUAGAGACUUCCUUCAGACUGCCGGCUGCUGUCAGCUAAACCAGCACCUGAAAGAUGGCCUGUGCCAGCGGCUGCUGAAGUUGGAUGAGGUUUCUAUUCUCGGCCCUGAUGCCAGCCCAGCGCGAGGAGAAGAGACGGGUGAUGGAGAGAUGGAGCAACAGGAUGAGAAGCAGCGUUUUUCAUCCGUGCUCCUCACGGCUCGACUGCUGGCUAAGUUUUUGGGUUUCAUCUCGUUUCUGCCUUACCACACCUCUGAGCCUCCAUCCAGAGACAUUCGGGAAGCUGCAAUCACUCUGCGCAGUAAUAGGUCUCCAGUUCUGGAUGUGUGUGCCGUGUUGAGGAGUUCUGUGCACAGGAGACGAACCAUUCUGACAGUGCCUUGGAUGGUCGAGUUCCUGUCCAUGUUAGAUUACACCGGCCCAUUUCUGCCGUGUUACAGGACUGCUCUGUGCCUGCUGCUCCACAUCUACAAGAGGAUGGUAUUGGGUCGUGGGGGAGAGCUGUGUUACGUGAACCAGAUGCUCAUGGUUGCAGUUCUGGGCUGGCUCUUUCAGAUACCCGUCUUCCCUGAAGAUCUUUUCUUCAGCACAGAUCUCAAGGAGGAAAUUAAGGAAAGGGAAGCUAACACGAGUACACAGGGCCUGGACACCCUCCCACUUGUCGACCAACAGCUUCUCUACACUUGCUGCACAUAUUUAGGAGAGUUUCGUAAGCUUCUUGCUGCUUUUGUGGCUGGAAGCACAUCCAAGAGUGGAGGCCUGAUCCGUAAGAUCACCCCCACAUCUGCGGAGCCGAGGGGACCGCCCACCACCCGCUCACAGCAGAAACUGCAGGUGGAUUUAGAACAGGCAUUUUUUCACAACCAGCCCCCUUCCCUCAGACGUACUGUAGAGUUUGUUGCUGAAAGAAUUGGCUCCAACUGUGUCAAACACAUCAAAGCCACGCUGGUUUUGAAUCUUGUGCAGGGUGGAGAAAAAACUCUAAGAGAUAGUUUCGGUUUGGAUGGUGUCAACACUGCCAAGCUAAAUGAAUCGAUCUGUGCUCAGCUUUGUGAUGCAGGCAUGCAAGCUCUGGAGAAAGCUGCUAGGUUCUGCAGUGAGUAUGCCCCUGGAGCUGUCAGAGCACUUCUUCCCCUGGAGACCUCUCCUGCUGUUCUGACCACAGCUGAGAGUAUCACCACUCGCUUGGCUACAGAAAAGUCUUGCAGCUGGCUCUCCUCAAAUAUCACAAUGCUUUUAAAGAGGGAGUGGAAGACUGCCUUUGAUCGGGUGAUGAAGAGUUUACCCUCCUCCAACUUAAAUGGUAAAGAUGAUGGUGAUGGAGCAAGCAAAAAUCAGCAAGUUCAGAGGAGUGCCUCAGGGCUCACUGCUGAGACCUCGUGUAUUUCAGACUGCACCCAUAAAGUUCCUCUUGGAUCAGAAGUCAUGAUUGAAAUUAAGGAAAUGCUGAGUGUUGCGGUGGGACCCAGGACUGACGAGGAAGCUUUCACAGUUCAUCAGAUUGAGGUUCUGCUGGACAAAGUGGGACAGACACUUGGAUGUAGAAAAUUCCUAUCACCCGUGGUUGAACAGAUGCUGUUGCGCUGUACCGUCCAGCUGGCCUGCAAACUGGUGUCUGGAGAGCUGCCACUGGUGUCCUCAAGCAAGGCCAGCGAGAGAUCUGCCCUGAUAGAUAAGUUUCUGCUCCUGUGGGACUGUGCUCCCUCUCCUCCUGCACCUUUGCAUCUUCUCCUUAGUGAACCCACUCUCACUGCCACCCUGAGUGCCACAGACAGCGAGAGGACUGAUUACCUUUUCCUGAUCAAACGGCUAAUAGAGAAAGGGCUGCUGGGAGAGGAGGAAGUGGGCUCCCACUGGCCAAAGUUGUCAACGUUAUCCUGGCCAAAGGAGACUGUGGAGAAGUUUCAGAAGCUUUCUAUGGCUGCCAAGUUCCCUUUGCCUUCCGCUCCAAACAAUAGGGACAUAUUGCAAGUCUCUCAGUGACCACUAGAGGGACACAAGAGUGUACAUAUCUAACUGUAGACAUGAAUCUUAGCCAAACACUGCUGUAUAAAUAGGCAGUGAUUAUUGCACAUUUAAACAAAUGAGCUCAAAUGUAUCAUUUUUAAGAAUAUUUUAAGUCUGAUUUAUUGUGAGUUGUGAGGUCGCUGAACAAAUGCUCCCAACAUAUAAUCUUUAGGACACAUUAGUUGGAUAAAUUUGCCAGUUUGACUCACAUGCAUCACAAUAGAACAGAAUCAUGCUACUGUAUUUAUUUGUUUUAAGAGUUUGUUCUAGUCAAAAUCUUACCCUAUCUUUGCUGCUGCUUGCUUGUUUGUAUGUAUGUGUGUGUUUAUAUUUGCCAAUUUUGUGUUUAAAUGCCCGAGAUUUGCACUUGUAUUUACACUCUUGUUCAUGUUGGACAAUAAUAUUAUCAGUUCAUUGUAAACUGCACACUUGUUUAAUGCUAAACUUACC